AUUUUAGGUUCAUCAGUCGUCAUUUCACAUCGCUACAGUAGGACGGAGAACGUCAGGACUCACUUUCAUCAUAUUUCUCUUACAACUGUAGUGGAGAAUUGCCUACUAUGAACUGAAACUCUUCCUAAAAUCAAAAACAAGUAGAUCCUAGUGAAGUGACGCAUAAGCCAGUAGAUUCCAGUUUCGAGUUGUAAUUUUUUGCACCUCAAUGUAGCUAGAGGAAAUGGCUGUGGAAAGCAUGACUGUCCAUCCAAACUCCCCAACUACCAACCACGAACACAACAGUCUCCUGACUGACGAAAGACCAGAGGAUGGAGAGCUGGAGGAGGGUGAGCUGGAAGAUGAUGGGGGAGAAAUAGAGGGGGAGGACAUGGGUGGAGGUGCGUCAACAGCAGGAGGCGGUGGCGGAGAUGUGGCCGAUGAAGCAGAUGGAGGAGGUGAAGCGGCAGGGGAAGGUGUUGGUGAGAGGCCUCGGCGAAGUCGGGAGCACCACGCCAGCAGCGAGUCAGAUGAUGAGAGAUCCCACCGUCGCAAGAGGAAGAGAAAGAAAGAGAGGGAGCGAGAAAGGGAGAAGAGGAGGUCCAAGAAGAAGCGCAGAUCCAAACACAAACGUCAUGCAUCUUCUGAUGACGACUACUCAGACUACAGUGAUGACUCGGACUACAGUCCCAGUGAGAAGAGGAAGUACAGAGAGUACAGUCCUCAGUACCCCCUGCCUUCACGCGGGGGCUACAGCAGCUCAAAGAAGGGCGGCUACAUGAAGAUGGACAAGCAGGGCUACGGAGGCUACGAUGAGUAUGAUGAUGACAACUUUGAUGGAGAGGAAGACGAGGAUGUGGGGGAUGAAGACUACGAUGACUUCACCAAGGAGCUCAACCAGUAUCGCAAGGCCAAGGAGGGAGGGGGCGGCCGUGGUGGGCGAGGUGGGUCCACGGCAGCUUGGGUGAAACUGCUGAGAGUGAAAAGAGGAAGAGGUCGUAUGAAGAACCAAAGAGGCCGUGGAGGGAUGAGGGGAGGGAGAAGGGGAAGAGGAGGCAGAGGAAGAGGAGGGAGAGGCGGAGGAGGAAAGAUGGGAGGAGACAACGACGAUGGAGACGGCUAUGGAGACGAAAUGGAGUAUGGAGAUGAUGACUAUGACAACAUGGGUGAUGAUGACUUUGAUGACUACUCAAAAGAACUGAACCAGUACAAAAAGUCCAAAGACAGAGGAAGAGGAGGUAAAGGAGGGCGUGGGCGAGGCAGAGGUAAAGGAGGACGAGGUAUGAUCAGAGGAGGAAGGGGCCGAAACAGAGGGCGAGGAAGAGGUGACAUGGGAAACGAUGACGACAACAAUGGAGACAUAGACAACGGGGAUGGAGCUGGAGGGGAUGGACCAGGGCUAGGGAGGAGGAAUCAGAACGACAAGCACCAGGACAGGAAAGGAAAGGCUAUCUGCAAGUACUACAUCGAGGGCAGAUGCACCUGGGGGGAUCACUGCAACUUCAGCCAUGACAUUGAGCUGCCCAAGAAGAAGGAGCUGUGCAAGUUCUACAUUACUGGGUUCUGCGCCCGGGCCAACCACUGUCCUUACAUGCAUGGCGAAUUCCCCUGUAAGCUGUUCCACACCACUGGUAACUGUGUCAAUGGUGACGAGUGCAUGUUCUCCCAUGAAACCCUCAAUGAUGACACUCAGGAGCUGCUCAACAAGAUGCUGGCAGAGGAUGCAGAAGCCGGAGCUGAGGAUGAGAAGGAGGUGGAAGAGCUAAAGAAGCAGGGGAUCAACCCUCUCCCCAAACCUCCUCCUGGAGUUGGCCUUCUGCCCACCCCUCCUCGGCCUGUUCCUUUAGACAGUAACACAGGGGCUGGGGAUUUUGGCAGGCCUGUGGCAAGUGACUUUGGGAGUCUUCCGGGACCUAACCAGGGGCCCAUUGCCAGCAAAGGUCCCACAGGUCCAGGGCCUGUUCCUGUGCCUAACCCCUGUGGUGGCCCCCCUGUCCAUGGCCCUGAUGGAGCUCCAUUCCAAGGUGGGCCCCCUAACCCUAGCGGCCCUCCUCCCCACAUGGGCCCCCCACCUCCCGGUGGUGGUGGUGGCGGCGCAGGGAAGAAGAUCCCCUCGUUGUUUGAGAUUAAAGUUCAGCCAACAGGACAGCUGGCUCAGAAACUGGCAGUCAGGAGCCAGACUCCCAGUGGCAACCAGGGCCAGUCUGCAGCACCUGGACCCCAAGGGGCCCCUGGUGCCCCCCCUCCCUGCUUCCCUGGACCUCCAGGCAUGAUGUCCCCUGACAUGCAGAACAUGGGCCACAGCCUUGGAAUGAACCAGGGCCCCCCCAGCAUGGGCCCCAGUGGACCACCCAUGAUGGGAGGAUUUGCGCCUGCCAAUGGCCCUCCACAUGGAGGCGCUAUGCCUCCAGGUCCUCCUCAGGCUGGAGGAAACUUCUUCAAUAACUUCUUCAGUCAGCAGGAGGAUAUGACAAUGGAGGGGGUGGUGCAAGAAGGUGACAACUAUCAGGGUUUUUCUGGCAUGGAUGAGAAAGGAGGUGCAGAGAACUUUGGUAAUCAGUCAGGUGGUCAAGAAGGCUCUGGUAAUGGAGCGUCAGCCAAUCAGGGAGGGCUUUCGGUGCCCGACUUCCUGCCUCCAGCACAACGUGUCCUGUUCAUGAGGAUCCAACAGAAGCAGCAGGAGGAGGAGGAACGAGCUCGCAGGAUGGCUGAGGGCGGAGCACAGAAAAGUCGAGACACUGAAGGUGACUCAGGGAACUGGUACUCCAGUGAGGAUGAGGAUGGCGGUGGUAGUGUAACCUCCAUCUUGAAGACGCUCCGUCAGCAGACCCAGGCUCCUCAAAAACCGGACACUCCCCCAAGCGAUCCUCGACUUCAGAAGGCUUCUCCUGGCAACCCCCUAGCUCGCCCAGCUGACCCCCGCUUGGUUCGGGAUCCCCGCCUGGCACGCCCCUCAGACAUGGCACAACUCUCUGAUUCCACCCACUCCAUGUGUGCUCCACCUUCCUCUGGACCACCUGCAGACCCCAGGUUAGCGCGGUUAGCUGCUGCAGCCUCAGCUGGAUCUACCUCUCACUUGCCUCCUGCUCCUAAACCAGAACCUCCACUGGUCUACAAGCCCCCACCUCUUAUGGCACCAGCAGCAGAUGAAGAGGAGACGGAGCGGGUUAUACGGGACAAGCCGGUACCGAUUCCUCUGGAUCCACUCAUGGGAAUGGCUCUGAGAGAUCCACGCUCCCAGCUGCAGCAGUUCAGCCACAUCAAGAAGGAUAUUGUUCUUCACAUGCCAGCCUUUGCUAAAACUAUCACCUGGUCACCGGAAGAUCUCCUCCCACUCCCCAUCCCUAAACAGGACCUGCUUCCACUGCCACCAGGCAUCCCUCCCGUGUCUUCCCUAGAUCUACGUCUGUCCCAUGCCCAGCAGCAGCUCCACACAUCACUUCCUCACUCACAGCCUUCCCCGGUGCAGCCUCCACCUUCCGUGGACCCCCCCGCUCCCUCUUCCUCCACCUCGUCCCUCCCAGACUUUGAGCUGCUGUCUCGUAUCUUGAAGACUGUAAACUCCAGCCCUUCCCAGACACCCUCCCCUCCUCUCUUACCCACCCCUGCUGCUUCUGUGUCUCUACUGGGUUCCCCUCCUGCUGUGCCUCCUGCACCUGCAGAAAAGCCUGUUGACCCCCGUGUAGCCCGCAAAGCCCCCACAGACCCUCGUCUGCAGCCACAGAAGUCAGCACUGAAGCAGCCAUCAGACCCCGUGCCGCCUCCUGUCCGUUCUACAUCUCCAGUAGCAACAUCAAGUUCCCCCCCUCCUACCAUCGCCCCCUACGACCCAAGAAUACUCUCCUCAGGUGGAGCAGGGCGUGGUGUGGGGACAGGGACACCAGGGGGCGCUAGUGUGCUGAGCAGCAUCAGUCUGUAUGACCCUCGGACUAACAAACCAGGCAGCCCUGGUGCCAGCAGUGGCAAUUCCCCCAACCCAGUCAGCACAGAGUCCAAACCCAGUGAGCCCACGACAGGUAAACCAAAGUCCAAGGAGCCCCUGUUUGUUCGUAAGUCUGCGUUGGACCAACCAGAGCCAGAGAAAAGUGGAGAACAAGGGACCGAUCGAUACAACAGCUAUAACAGGCCCCGACCCAAGGAGGGUCGGCUGCCAGCUGCCAGUGGAGGUUUGAGUGCUCCUGGAGCUGCUGCAGACCAGGGCGCUGCAGGUGUCCACAGCUUACCAGUGUCCUCUCUAUUUGGCGUGGUGAAGCAAGCGACCAAGCCCGGUGGCACGAGUAGCCCCUUUGGAGGAAGCAGCCCAGUGCAGCCCGAGCAGGCGCCCACAGAGCAGGACAACGGCUCGCUGAAGGACGUUUUCAAAGGCUUUGACCCCACGGCUUCGCCCUUCUGCCAGCCCCCCCGCCACUGGAACCUCACCAUGUGGUCAGCCAUCGGCUUGUUUUGGACACUGAUCAGUGAAAAGGAGAGAGAAAAGCGCACUGAGGCGACUGCCUGUAAGACUGGAGAAGACCAACUUUUGUGAACAAACUGAUGUCACACAACAAGUUUCGAACACACACACACACACACACCCUUUGCCACAGUGUUGCAGAUUCUAUAAAAGACUCGUGGGUUGAGGGAAGGGUUUAAAUUUAAAUCUAUAUUUUAAGCAAACCUAUUGAUGUAUAAAUGUAUUCUCUUCAUCUCAAUGGCAGCAAAACCACAUUUAUUUUGAACGAGCAUUUUAACCUCACAUCUUGUUAUCUUUUGCUUUCAGCUCAGUAUUUUGUGAAUUUCAUUUUUAAACUGAUGUGUUGUUCAGAUUUGGCAUCAGAUGAAAGCAAGGUUACUUUUUAAAUCUUUUUUUUUCCCCACAAAUAUAAUUUAUUUUUGCCCUUUCUGUGCUUGAAUGAGGCGACUGCUUUAUCACCGUUGCCCGUUAGAAUGUAAUCACCUCCAUGUCACUGCUUUGCCCUUCUCUGUCCUCUGGUUCCUUCACUGUUUACAUUUGUAAAACUCAUGACCCAGCAUGCCACACUUUCUGCAGAGACAAAUGCACAUACCUUAAAUCUGUGUUCUGCUUGAUUUAUUUUUCUACUUCUUUGCACUGUCAGUUUCCUCUGAGGGCUGUAUGAAUAUUUCUUGGGCUGUAGCUCCUCCAGGUAUUUGGAGGAGUCAAACGUCGCCUCCUAUAACAGAGCAGGUGAUGUGUGACUGUCAGUGUUGCCUCUCUAACCACUACACCACCGUUGUUCGUUUCCUCCCGUGUACUGAAGACGGUCUUUUAGCAGUCCGUUGCUAAAAGGAGAAAAGGCUUUAAAGUGAACACAUUGUCUGUGAAAACACAGACUUGAUAACAGCACUGUCAGAAGAGACGGGAAAGAGAAUUUGCUGCUCAGACUCGCCUUGCUCCUCUCCAGUGGCACAUUUUAUCUAGCUGAUGGUUAGCCAUAACUUCAGCGUUGUUGCAGGGACAGUUAAAAUGACUUUUUAAUAUGUUGCCUGAAGGUUUGACCUGUAAUUAUUCAGUUAACACUCAUCAUCUCCAUUUUCUCACCUUGAUCAGAACAGGACACUUUGAUCCAGUGAUUCAAAAUAAUCAUCUUGAUUUUAGCUUGUAGUUACUUUUUGUUUGGAAAUCCUACAGAGCAUCGCUGCACCUUGCAGAGAGUGGAAACAUCUGCAGCCUCACAGCAUUAGUCUUCAGGGCUGUGGUGGUCGGUGGCAGUGCGACAGUCAUUAACUACAGUUGGACCUAAAAUGAAAUGUCUGGCAUUGAUCUGUGUAGGUGCUCCCUCUACUGGCCUGAGCUUGGAAUAAAACUACAUCUAAACACUGUCCAACACAGACUGGACAUGCUUCAGUAGAAGAUGUGCACGCUUUGUGGGGAUGAGGUCAUAGAUUCUACCUUAGACCACCAACAGCUGGUGCUUGUGCUCCGUCUGUUCGUCCAGCGAGUCGUUGCCAGGCUCAUUUGGGGAUUGUACAACAACUGUGAGGAUCGUGGACCGUCUUGUGUGUAAAUGUCAAUCGUCUUAAUUUAUUUUUUUAUACUUUGGUAUAUAUACUUUCUCACUUGUCAUUGUUGAACUGCAUCCUUUUAUGUGUUAACAACGUGGUCACCGCUCACCCCAGUGCAGGCAGCCGGUAACAGUGUGAAGAGACGGGAGAGGCUUAUUUUUUUAUUUGUGUAAAGAUUCAAACUAAAGAUUCACAGUUGGCUUCCUCCUACCAGGCCAUGAAAACACUUGUCAGUGUGAAAGAUAGUGUUGGUUUGUUCUUUUCUUCAUGGCUUUGUAAAUUAGUUGGGUUUUUUUUUUUUUUUUGUCAGUUUUAUGUAAAUUUGACCGGUAUCCUAUGUUUGGACAAGUUUUCUAACUGUACGCUGUUGAUGAGGUUGUCAAAGUAUUUAAAUAAACUU
Monopterus albus (swamp eel) is the source of this 6382-nucleotide messenger RNA. It is a transcript of the gene zc3h4, whose product is annotated as zinc finger CCCH-type containing 4. Gene Ontology annotation, molecular function: RNA binding; metal ion binding. Gene Ontology annotation, cellular component: nucleus. Lineage: Eukaryota; Metazoa; Chordata; Actinopteri; Synbranchiformes; Synbranchidae. The record is from RefSeq and is a predicted model, not a curated record. Gene Ontology annotation, biological process: negative regulation of DNA-templated transcription. The transcript is spliced from 15 exons. The coding region runs from base 224 to 4504 and encodes 1426 amino acids.